Messenger RNA from Centruroides sculpturatus (bark scorpion), 2486 nucleotides. RefSeq names its product GLIPR1-like protein 1. The transcript has 6 exons. Lineage: Eukaryota; Metazoa; Arthropoda; Arachnida; Scorpiones; Buthidae. The coding region runs from base 668 to 1429 and encodes 253 amino acids. The record is from RefSeq and is a predicted model, not a curated record.
UCACGACUGCCAACCGAAUGGUACGGAGGAAAUGACGUCCCUCUGCCAUUACUAAUGGAAUGGAAUCGAGGCCAAUGCGUUGCAGGUUCCGAUUAUAAAAUCCACCGUAUUCGUUGCGAUAUAGGCUAAUUAGUUAAACAGAUACUCUUUCAUCAAUCGCAGAAUAGACAAAUCGAAUCCGAAGUCCAUCGAAAUUUAAAACAGACACUUUUUAUGUAUUAGCCCGGAAACAGUCUUGAUACGAAAUGACCCAGGCCAGUGAGACCGCAUAUGGAUACUUAGCUUUGCCCAGUCCCAAGACAGACGGUUGUGCUUAGUUCUUGGGCGCGAGGUAUAGAAAUAAAAAGAAAUUUGAUCAUUUAUAGAAAGCUUAUCUACAAGACAAAAAUGUUUGAUAGAGGCAGAACGACUCCACAGAUUACAACAGAUUCUGUUCCAAACUAUGAACCGACCGAUUGACCGAUGGAACGAUCGAUGAGAUCAUUAGCUACGUAGAAGAAAUUUAUAAAUAUCGAAAGUCUAUCAUCUGGAAUAUUAUGACUCUAUUCUCUCAAAUGUACAGUACUGGUACGAAUUGAAUUCAUCGAUCAACUUAAAGAACGACGUAGAAAAUUGGAUCUUUAUCAAUUUCAUUUUAAAUUUUCACCGAAACCAAUUUUAUAGAAAAAUGAAGCUUGCAAAGUAUUUUACAAUAUGUGUAUUGUGCGCUGUUGGCAAAUAUAAAGGAUUCUUAAUUUCUGUGAAUGCCUUCGAGUUUAAGAAUCUUAUCUAUUCACGAUAUAAGCUUAGCGGUUUUUCUAAGGCUGAAGAAAGUACAAUCUUACAGGCUAUUAAUACAGUUAGAAGAAAUCCGCCAGAUUCUUCGAACAUGAAGGAACUAGUGUGGAGGGAAGAUUUGGCAAAAAUAGCUAAGGAUUGGGGCGAUAAAUGUACCUUUGAAUCCGGUCCUAAAAGUUGUCUACAAAGUAUCAGUCAGACUAUAUAUUAUGGAAACGAACUGAUUUUUAAUGUAUUGAGACAGUGGAGUGAAGAGGUGAUUCUGUAUGAUUACGACACAAAUGUUUGCAAUGGAUCCUGUGAUAGAUACAAAACGUUAAUUUGGGCUGAAACUACUACAGUCGGUUGUUCGACAUCCAAGUGUGAAAGAAACGGUUCUGUAUCUGUUAUUAUUUGUAAUUUUUAUCCAGCGAUAGCAGAUUUAAGUCAGAGGCCAUACAAGAGAGGCAAUCCUUGUGAAGAAUGCGAGAAUAAAGAGAAAUGUCAUUCCAAAUUAUGUGUAACAAGGGAUGUCCAAGUACCAAAUGAAAUUGCUUCAUGUUCUGGAAAAUCAGGAACUAAUGGAAACGUUGGCUACAAAAUCUCAUCUUACUUUUUUCUGUUGUUAAUUAUUGAAGCGUUACAAAAUUACCCUAUUAUUGGACUUUCUUAAUGCUUAUACGUUGCUUGUAUACUGUAUUCAUGGCUAAAGAAAGUAAUACAAGCAUUCAUCAUGUCCAAGUUAAUUUCAUUUUCAGUUUUGGUCCAGCAAUGACUGAGUGGAUAGAAACACUAAACAAUGGGUGCACACAUGACCAACGAACAGGCCGAACGAACGGGGUUCUCCUGGUUUACUUUACGUCUUAAAUAAACACCAGCUCCCAUAUAAAGGCCAAAUAAAGAUUUCGUUGGUUUCUCCCAUCAAUCCAAGACGUUUUUAGUUAUAAAAAUUUUAACAAUAGUAAUUAAAAAUCAAUAUUUAGAAGUACGAGUAAAUGUUAAUCAUCAAAAUGACUGAAUAUAUUAUUUUGAAACUGGAAUUUUGGAACUAUUAUGAUUAAUAAAAUGGGUCGGACACGUUUAGUUUUAACGUGACUAAUCGAUUGCACAAUAUUGACCUAUUGUUACAAUAACUUGGAAAUUAGUACGUGAAAACCAGAGUAUAGCAAACCGGAAUUAUUUAGCCAUAGUAUUUGUCACAAAUAAUUGGAAUUUUGUUUCCUAUUUGUAGAAAUUCGAUACAAAUAAUUCAAUUAAUGGAACGUGGCGAUGAAACACUUAAGCGAUCUACCAAGAAGGAUUAUCUCCCGAAAAAACUUUUUAUGAAAAAAUGGCUCAUAUUAGAGGCCAGACACAAAGAAAACGUAGAAAAUUCUGCGACUAAUUAAUUAAUUGUUCAGUGCUUUUAUGUACUUUGACAUUGCCAUUUAUAUAACACGGCCAUUUCGCUGAUUCCAGACCUCAUCAAGAGAAGAUUGACUACUUUUGUACAAACUUUUUUGUUUCAUCUGGAAUGAAUAAAAAAUAUUAAAUAAUAUGACAGAAUUUUCAGUUAAAAUGGUUAGCUUAAUGUAAGAAUUUUGAUAUAUUAAAAAUUAAAUGUGUGACAUUACAAGGUAUAAAUUACAUUGACAUAAGUUAUAACAUAAAACACAACACAUAUACUGUAUAACAGCCGAGAAAGUUAAAAUUAAUAUCUUAAUUGUUAAUUAAACAAAUAAUAUUUACAA